CGGGGAUGCCCCUGAGCCAGCGGGUGCGGUUACUGAAGGCCAAGGAUGGAAAAAUUAGGGAUGGAAGGCAGUGGGGCGAGGGGAAGGAAGUCCUGGGGAGUCCAGAGCUGGGGCCCGGGGCAGGGUCGGAAGGAGGAGGGUGACCGCCCUUGAGGGUGGGCUGGGAAGUUGGAAGAGAGCUGGAAGAGAAGGUAGGAAACAGUGCAGGAAGAUCUAGUUUAUAGGGGGUGAAAUUACUAAAAACAAAAGCCUAGAGUCCUGUGGAGACUCAAGGGAGGUUUUGGUAGCUUAGGAAUAAUUAUGGGUUUAUUAUUAUUAGACUGUGAUUGUAGUGGAAAGGCUCUUCUGACCAGGCAGAUUUUCUUGUUUUACACACCCCUCAGGGAUGGAUGUAAGGAAUAAAGGAAGUUACCAAGAAAUACGCUUUGUUGACAUAAGUAAGCUGGAGCAAGUACACAGGUGCCUGUUUUUCAUACUGAGUGAACCAGGGAAAAGUGUUUAACAGUGAUUAAGAUCACUGGUCCAGUUCACUUGAAUUUAAAUCCCUUUUGUUACUUUAUGGCCCUGAACAAAGUAUUAAUAUCGAUUAGUAGCAAGUUACUAGUGCCAUUUUUUAAAAUAAUAUGGAAAUAGUAGAUGGGUUGUGUGAAUUAAGUUUCUUGAAAUAUAUCUAUACGUAAGUAAAUGAAAAAUAAUAGUUUCAUUAAAGUGGAUUUGGUUUGUGUGAGCUAUUCCUUGGGCUGCACUGACUGGAACCUCCCACCCCACUCAAGUCUGAAGAUUUGGGUUCCUCUCCCUAGGAAAGUACAUUUGGUUCACAUACAUGUUUAUGCCCAUUGGAUAUCUUUGGGAUCAAAAGUUAUUUAAAUGAUUUUGAGGGGAGAGGCUACAUACAAUAUGGAAAAAGAAAAUAAAGUGGAUCUUCCGUGGUUGAUAUGAAUUAUGGACUACAGAUCUAUUGUGGAGAAAUAAAUUGUGCAGAAAUAAAUAUCAUCACCAGCAUAUGAAGACUAGGAAAAUGCUCUUGAGUAUUGUUAUAAAUCUGUGAAAUUACGUGAAUAGAGAUUAUUUUUCAAAAUAAUGGGGGAAAGAGCAAGAAGCACAGAUAGUGAUCAAGAAAGUAAGACCACCAGACACUCCUGUUACUAUUCAUCUGAUUUUGGAACGACACCCCAGUCCUCUGGUCAGUCUUCGCCAGUCCACCCUUCACCUGUAAAUAUUAGGGGGAAAGAUCCUAAGAGACAAGUGUCAGAUAACCAAGUACAUCACCAAGCCCCUAGGAAACCAAGCUCUAAGGGUGCACCAAACAAAAAGGGAGCCCGAGUGGGAUUUCGUUCCCAAAGCCUCAACAGAGAGCCACUUUGGAAAGAUCCUGAUCUUGUGACAAAACGGGUUCUUUCUGCAAGAUUGCUAAAAAUCAAUGCUUUACAGAAUGAAGUGUCUGAACUCCAGGUCAAGUUAGCUGACCUGUUGAAAGAAAAUAAGGCUUUGAAAAGGGUUCAGUUCAGACAGGAGAAAGUCCUGAAUAAAUUUGGAGAUGCAGAAAAUGAAAUCUCACAACUUCUAGCUCGUCAUAACAAUGAGAUUACAGCCCUCAAAGAACGCUUAAGAAAAUCUCAAGAGAAAGAACGGGCAACUGAGAAAAGGGUGAAAGAUACAGAAAGUGAACUAUUUAGGACAAAAUUUUCCUUACAGAAACUGAAAACGAUCUCUGAAGCUAGACACCUACCCGAAAGAGAUGAUUUGGCAAAGAAACUAGUUUCAGCAGAGUUGAAGUUAGAUGACACGGAAAGAAGAAUCAAGGAACUAUCAAAAAAUCUUGAGCUGAAUACUAACAGUUUCCAAAGACAGUUGCUUGCUGAAAGGAAAAGGGCAUUUGAGGCUCAUGAUGAAAAUAAAGUUCUUCAAAAGGAGCUACAACAACUGUAUCACAAAUUAAAGGAAAAAGAGAGAGAACUGGAUAUAAAAAACAUAUAUUCUAAUCGUAUGCCAAAGUCCUCUCUAAAGAAAGAAGAAAACAGUUCAUCAAGAAAAAAUGCUGCAUGCCAGAGUGAUUUUACAGACCUGUGUACCAAAGGUGUACAAACCACUGAAGAGUCUGAACUGGAAGAAUUCCCUGUAACACCAGAAACAACUAUGUGUUAUGAAAACAAAUGGGAUGAACCAGAACAUCUUACCUUGGACCUGGAAUCCCAAGAACAAGAUGAACACAAAGAAGCACGGAUUCUAAACCCAAUUGUGGAAAAAGAAGAAAAACAUUUUAAAGAUCAAGGACUCCAUAUUGUAAAACAGGGGGUUGAGAAGCUAGAGGAUGAAUGGGAAAGAGAAGAAUUUGAUAAAAAGCAAAAAGAAAAGACAUCUUUACUUGAGAAAGAAGAAAAGCCAGAACUGGAAACUGGAAGGUACCAAAUGGGAAUGUAUCACAUUCAAAAUAUUGAUAAAUUGGAAGAAGAACGACUCAAGACUGAAAUGCUGCUUGCUAAACUGAAUGAGAUCGACAGAGAGUUCCAAGAUCCCUGUAAUCUAAAAUACCCUACUUUGCCAUUAAUACCUGAUUUGGAAUCAAAACUGCACUCAGAGAAAAGCUCCAAAACAUACAUGUUCUCUGAAUUCUCAGAGAAAUUUUCUAAUGGGCAUCAUUUGCAAGACAUCAGUUUUUUACCUCCAAAGGGAGAGGGCCAGAAUCCAGGAAAUGUUAGAAGUCCAGCCUCUCCAGAUGAGUUUUCAUUUGGUAGCUAUGUGCCUUCAUUUGCAAAAACAUCAGGGAAGUCAAAUCUAUUUAGGCAAAAAAGUGGCCUUGGUGAUUUUCCAAAAACCAAUGUGGAUACUCUUAAUAAAGACAGUAUAGAUUUAACUACAAGAAAAGAGAAAAAAGCCAACCUGAUGGAACAGCUGUUUGGUACCUGUGGCAGCAGUACCAUCUCCUCUAAAAGCAGUGACCCAAAUUCUCUGGCUACCAGCAAAGGAGACUUUGAUCCUCUAAGUUUUCUCCCUAGCGAUAAGGGUAAAAGCAGUAGAGAUAGAGAACGUGAUGAAGAUGAAGACUUUUUCCUUGGUGAAGGAAGAAAUUUUAAUCCAAAUAGACAGCGAUUAAAACAUGCAAAUAACAAAACAGCAGUAAAAGUGGUUGAUUCUGUAGAAGAUGACAUUGAAGAAGUAGCACUAAGAUGACUGACUAGAGUUUACAUUUUUCUCUGAUUGUAAAUAUUAAAAUAUUUUAUAUAAUAUUUAUUAUAAAAAUGAAACUUUUUAAUGUAAAAAUGUCCUUAAUAAAGAAUGAUUUUUAGUAGCUCAGUUAAAAAGAAACAGAGCAGAUCCACACUACAUAUAGCUAGUUUGCCAAGAAUUGAGGUGGCUUUUUUUUUUUUGGAAUGAAGCAAAACAUACAGAUUGUAUUAGUCAGCUUUGCUGGAACACAGUACCCAACAUCCACAACCUAGAGGAGAAGGUUUAAGUUGGCUUGUGGCUCACAGUUCAGGGGACUCAGUCCAAGAUCAGAUAACUCUAAGGUAGAAGGGUGUAGUAAAGUAAAGCAGCUUAAGUCACAGCAGCCAGGAAGCAGAGCAAGGAGAUGACUCCAGAAGGGAAGGAGUGGGAGACCAGAUAUAGACCCCAAGGUCACACUUCCAUGACCCACCCAGAUAUCAAAAGAGUUGGACUUACCAAUCCCCUGGGCAGUUGACAAGCCAGUCAGACAUAAUCACCAUAGAGACAUCUCAUUUCAUUGUGACCUUUUAGUUUCUAAUACUUUUAAGCCAGCUGAUGGGGAGGCUUUACUUCAGAGGAAGUCACAUUUAUUUCCUACCUUUAUUCCAAUUUAAUUUGGAAAUUUUAAUACGUAUGUUUAAGAGUUGAAUUUUCCUUCACACCAAAGACAACAAUAGGGUAACACUAUUGGAUGUACAGGACUGAUUCUAAAGCAACUUUGGAUAAAAGUUUUAGAAUGGAGCUUCUGCCUUGCUGAAUAAGGUGGAUAAAUUUCUGUUGAAAUGCAUUGGUUUUCUUUUUGAUGUCUAUAGUUCACCUCAGUUACAGAGGAGUAGGCUGGGUGUGCUUGUUCUUUGAGGAUCAAUAAUAACACUACCAUUCAAGGGGAAAACACUAUUAAAAUGAAGAGUGGAGGAAAUAGUAUAUCCAGAAGAAUAAAAACUUUAGACUGGCACUUAAUCUAAACUGAGUGUUUUUUUCAAGAAUUCACUAUAUAUUUGUUCAUUGUAUGAUUUCUAAUGCCAAGCAUACAUACUGAUAAAAGGAAAGAGUCCUUAGAAGUGCUUAUUCAUGAAUAUCACUUCAUGACUUUGAUAAGACUUAUUUGGCUAGGUCUUUAAAAAGUUACUUGUUAUUAUUGGAAACAUCUCCCAAAAGUGCUAAACUGUAUUAAAAUUUUUUUCUUAGAUAUUUUUAUAUAUAAUAUUUACUGUUAUAAAUCAUUCUAAUAUAUAUAAAACUAUUAUUUGUACUGCAGUUCUUUAUAAAAUAUGUAAUGUUUCAUUUAUAACAUAAUUUUUGAUCAAAACUAUUUUGUAAAGUUUUAUUUUAAAUGCUUCAAUAAAACUAUAGAAAAGCUUUUAUUCAGGAUAUUUUAAUUAGUCUCUUGCUUUUUUCUAUCUGAUGAUGUCUUUAUCCAGAUGCAACAGAUAGAAUUAUUAAAAGCUAAAAUUAAGUUAUAGGCUUAAAAGCAUUAUGAUGCUAAGUAUUAAAAUUAGAUUUAAAUGUACAGAUUUUUUUAUGAACCUUAGAGAGUGAAUCAUUUUUUCUAAAGUCAAUUUAAAUUUAUUUGUACUCAACUCAUUAAUAAAAAUUUUAAAAUACUAUGACUCUUUAUUUGAAUAAUACCUGGUUUUCUUAGAAGAAUGUAUUGGAAACGGGAUCUGCAAGCUUAAUUUUUAUUUCAUUAUUCACCUUUUCUCUGUCCAGUAUUCUUAGUUGAAUUAAAUGAAUUGCCCUAAAUCAGGUUAGUAUGCUAGUCUUAUCAGAUAAUUAUAGUUUUAAUUAAUCCUUUCACCCUUAGUAGCUAUCAUAAUGGUACAUAAUGCUUGUAAUAAAAAAGUGAGAAAGAUUAAAAUGAGUCAUAGAAUAAACACAAACUUAUUUCAUGACUCAGUUUUUCUGAUCAUCAUCUUCAUGUUCAGCCACACAGCCUGACACACUGGUUCCCUCUCUGGUAUGUAACCCCCACCCCACUGCCUCUUUGCUGGUAGGUAGAGAAUGCAAAUCUGCCUGAAAAGGGCAAAAGGAAAUUUGUAUCCUAGUGACAGUAUGAAUUUUUAGGAUUAAAAGAAGUACCAUAAAUUGUUAAGACCUUUAAAAGCUUUUUUCCUGCUACACAAUAUCUACCCUUCUCCCAAUAAAGUUCUCUUUCAUAUCA
Heterocephalus glaber (naked mole-rat) is the source of this 5368-nucleotide messenger RNA. RefSeq names its product lebercilin LCA5 (gene Lca5). The record is from RefSeq and is a predicted model, not a curated record. Gene Ontology annotation, biological process: intraciliary transport. Lineage: Eukaryota; Metazoa; Chordata; Mammalia; Rodentia; Bathyergidae. Gene Ontology annotation, cellular component: axoneme.